Paraglomus occultum is the source of this 519-nucleotide messenger RNA. Lineage: Eukaryota; Fungi; Glomeromycota; Glomeromycetes; Paraglomerales; Paraglomeraceae. The record is from the annotation of a GenBank genome assembly.
GCAUUGGAGGCCAUCCUUCAAGUGGUUAAUGCAUUUGUUGUGUCGUGUACGCUUAUCAACCACCCGAAAAGAGCGCUGAAUUGGGUAAGAGCAUUGAAAAUAUGGAAAGGAAGCAGGAAUGAUGAAUAUGAGAUUGGAAAAGUGAGUGACGAAAUGAGAGAGUUGCAGGAGAGUGUUGGCAAAGCAUAUGAAUGGUACGUGUACGAUGGAGAGAGUGCUUUCAUAUGUUCUCCCGCGCGAUUGACUGGUAUUUUGUCGUUGUGGAAUCUUGGGAGUUUCGCUCAAUACGGAUUAUCAGGCAUUUUGUGGUUCGUCUCUCAUCCUAAUCGUCCGCUUGGAGUAUAUCUCGUGUUCGAUGUUAUAGCUCUCGUUUGCUUGGUUGUGCCCAUUCCACUUGUUGUGAUUCAAGCCAAGAAAGCAAAAUCAGCUCGUCAUCUUGCCGUAUUAGAUGCAAGGAGCAGGCUCAUGGCAGGUCACAGAGACAUGAGAUCCAUGGAAAUGGCCGACGUAGAGUUGUAA